Ostrea edulis (European flat oyster) is the source of this 545-nucleotide messenger RNA. RefSeq lists its product as uncharacterized. Bases 1 to 381 code for a protein of 126 amino acids. Lineage: Eukaryota; Metazoa; Mollusca; Bivalvia; Ostreida; Ostreidae. The transcript is spliced from 3 exons. The record is from RefSeq and is a predicted model, not a curated record.
AUGCACUGCUUUGUGAUUGCUCUUAUGGUUUUGAUAGUUUCUAUCGAGGGUGCGACUUACAAGAAAAGAGAGAGUCUUGAUGCACACAAAACGAACCGCAUAGUGAGAGGCACAAAGGGUAGCACAGAAUCUGAUGUCCUUGACCUGAUGUUCCAGUUCGGGGACAGCAAUAAGGACAACAGGCUGGACGAGAGAGAGGUCCGGAAGUUGUUUUGUGGGAAAGAGUUCGCUGCCUCUAUCAACGACAUCAUCAUUGCCAUAAUGUCACGUGACUCUAACAAAAGCAAUGGCAUAGACCUGCAAGAAUGGCGAUCCAUCCAGUUCUCCAAGACUGAAUUAGAGACGUUUCAAGCUUCUCCUUACAUCACCAUCCUUGCCUAAGUCUUCUGAUUUAUAUCGCAAUAGUCUGAGUAGAAGUGUGUUAUUUGUUCAAAGAUUUUAACAGUUUAACAACACACUAUUGAAGACUUGAUUACGUGAUAUGUCAGGUUUUUCUUCUUUGUCAACAUAUGACUGAAAAACAUGAUUUAAUAACUCUACUAAAU